UGUCUCGUGCUUUUACAUCAGUAAUCACAGAUGAUUCUUGAUCUCCAUCUUCCACAUUUCUGUGAUGUUAAGAUAUUUAUUCUGGUUUCUGCUCCUCUGUGUUUGGGAUUAUCCAUGCUGGCAUUAUUUGCGGAUUGCCCGUCAGCCUCCGGUUUCUUUUGCUGAUAUUUCUGAAACCGUGCUUCUAAAUUACAAGUAUGAAAGUUUCCUCAGCCCCGGGUGAAGCACAGUGUGAAAAGCCCUAAUAAAGCUUAGAAACUGUAAUAUGUUACAAUGCAGAAUCCAAAUGGUCUCUACCUGUACAAAUUAAAGAUGCUAAUAAUGAUAAUUAUAAAUGAGUUCAUUUUUAAUUAAUUAAUGUUAUUGUCUGUUGUUCUUGCAAUGCUGUGUUCUUGUGCAGAGGUGGUGCUAAAUUCUAAUUCUUCAUCAUCUCCUCCACCAUCCAGCACCAUCUCCACUCCAAUCUCCUGCCUCAAAACUGUGGUAAUAUCGUGGUUACGGAUUUCAUUCAUUGCACUGUGUGCUCUUUGCUGGUUUGAAAAUGGGGAUUAAAGGACUCCUUUUUUGCCUUGUUCUGGGUCUGGCCUUGGUUAGGAUCUACAGCAUAAAGGUUUUGGAAAACAUGAAGGAUCUAAAAGAACAUACAGACUUUGGUAAACAUUAUCCAAGACAAGGUCUUGAGCUUCUGUGCCUUCUUCUUGGCGAAGGUAAAAUUGACCAAAAUGGAAAACUACGCCUCAAUUUCACUCCCAAAAAUAGAACUUAUGGCUUUCAUAAAUAUGAAAACAGAGAUUCGACCUUACCAGACCUGUCUAAUACAGGUUUAGAGUAUUUUAUUUUGGGCAAUCUCUGUCAUAAAAAAGCAUACAAACAAUUACCUAAAAGUAUUACUAAGAUGUUCUACAAAAUAAGGAAUCAUCCCCAAAGCAACAUUGACCGAGUUCUGAUUCAAACUCAUAAGAAUGACCCAACAUUAGUGGAGGAAGUGUUCAUUACACAGCACCCUGAGGACAAAAACCUGGGCAAUGAUUAUGUUAAAGAUCUUACCUACAAGAUUGGCAAAGAGCUGCUCAAAGAAAUCGCAGAGUUAUGUCGACAUGAUAAAGAGGGCAGCGAUCGAAAACGUGAUCAAAAUGAUCCUGAUGAUGAAAAAUUUCAGAAAAUACAAGAACGGUUUCCAGAUAUUUCCUAUGCCCACUUCUUUCUGUACCAGGCAGGCUAUGAUCCUGAUAAGAAUAUCGAAGAAUGUGAAACAUCAAAUCGAGCCAAUUCACACAGACGAAUGCUCGAGCUGAGAUCCUCACUGAAUGGGCAGGUGACGAUUGUGUGGGAUUGGAUCCCAACUGAAGUGAUGGAAAGGGAGAUGAAAAUAUGUGUUUACAAAGGCAAAAAUUCAGACAUGCCUUUGGUGGAGUAUCCACUUGAUGGAAGACUGUGUGGAGAAAUAGACACUCACUUGAUUUCAAGUCCUGACCUUGAACUUCGUCUUCAACCUAUCACCACUUCUGAUUCCUUUGAAAAUGAUGAGCGUGAAAGUGACCAUACAGUACCUACAGCUGUGGAGGUGUCCUUCACCUUCAGCAAGUUGUUUUCUCUGAUCCUCUAUCCUGUCAGCAGUUGGUACUCACUGUUUAUGGUGCUGCUAAGUAUUGUGGUAAUUGUAAUUGUUAGAAGCAUGAUUUCUAGAGUGACUGAAUCCACACCGAGAGCCGAGCCUCACUUUGUGAGAGUGUCGCAUGGUAGGCCAGGUUUCUGAAACAAUUUUUUCCCUAAAUUUAAAGCAACUAUGAGUGAAGCGGUAGCGUUAUGAGUAGAAAAACUCGGACAACAUGCUGUUGUUUGUGCUGCAGCUUUAAAGAUUUCUUAAAUCAUUAUAAGUCAGUCUGAUUAUUAACUAGGACCCAGAAGCUAAAUUAUUAGAUUUUAGACUAGUGUGCAAAAAUUGUGGUACCACAAUCACACUUAUACCUUAGGCAUUACUGCCUUAGUUAUUAUUUGGAGCUUGAAGUUACACAUUUCAGCCAAAGAAGUCUCCAAAUCUCAAAAAUGUACAUAAUGUUGCUUCAUUAGGAAUUACAUUUAUUAGAGCAAGCAUAAUACAUGCAAGUUUCUCUGAAAAAUAUUUAGAUUCUUUAGAUAAAAUUCUCACAUUUCUACUAUUAUAUUGCACUUUAGCACUAUAGACUACUGACCAAAAUUCAUAAACUCAACUCAUAACAAAAUUCAACUCAUAUUUCAGUUCAGUUAUAGAACUUUUAACGCUGGACAUCAUCACAAAGUAGCUUUACAGAAAUGUAUAAAUUCAGGAUAUAAACAAUAAAUUUUUGUUCCAUUAUACAGACAGUUGUUUAAAAUGAAUCUGUUAAGGAAAUGGUUCCCUAGUCUUAUUUUAAUGAAAUAAUGUCUACUUGAACCGAAUGUGUUCCAUCAGUGAAAAUUAGGUUCUCAUUAAGAAAGAUCCAUAAUAUUACUGGAGACAUUUAAAACAAACAAACCUAAUAUCUGAUCAGUUCCUAAAAGAUUUGUAGUGGAUUUUAAUCAUUUUCUAAAUAUCCCUCGAAUGUUUCUGUCCUUAAUUAUAAUGUACUGUAAUUUUACAUGGAUGGUGGAAAAAGGUCUGAUAUGAUUUAUCCUGGCUGCAUUUUAUUACAUCACAACAACUUACCAUUGUGUGUAGACUUUUUAUAUCCACUGUAGGUUCAUAGAAAAAUAGAGAUUAUUCAAAUACACACACACACACACACACACACACAAUCAUGUGACAAAAUCAGCACUCUGUGACAUUUUUCAAACCAACAUCUAUAUGAAGAAAUUGUAGAAUCAUUAUUCCUGAUAUUUUUUUUAUUGCUUUUGAUUCCAUUCACACCGGUUUAAAUGAAGACUUGAGAUGUAGUAUUCAAUAGGAUCAGAUAUAGUAUGCACCAUUUAACAACAAUCAAUGUUUUCUGCUUGGUUUCUACUUGGUAAAUAAUGUAAAUAUGUUCAUAAUUACAGGACGAUUCAUUUCGCAGUUUUGUGUUUAUGGUACUUUUGAAUCCUCACAGCUUGACACUUGAAAACACAUUUGCAACUUAAUUAAUUUGCAUUACAUGAGAUUAAUCCGAUACAUAAUUAAACCUUUAUUUUAUUUUUUAAUUUCAUGUUUUCACUCUUACACAGACUGUAUAAAUGUGUGUUUAUGCAAAUAUUGUUUAAUUUAAAUGCAUGACUGAAUUUUAAAUGAUGUAUUAAUGAUAGAAGUAUUCAAAGUAUUGAAUUAUGAAGAUAUUCAACUGUUUUGUAAGUCGCUUCGAAUAAAAGCAGCUGUUAAAUGACUGAAUGUAAAUGUAAUGCACUUGCAAAUAAUGUGCACUGGAACAGAAAUUAUACCAAUAAAAUAUAUGAAU
Hemibagrus wyckioides is the source of this 3386-nucleotide messenger RNA. RefSeq lists its product as uncharacterized. The record is from RefSeq and is a predicted model, not a curated record. The transcript is spliced from 2 exons. The coding region runs from base 542 to 1756 and encodes 404 amino acids. Lineage: Eukaryota; Metazoa; Chordata; Actinopteri; Siluriformes; Bagridae.